AGGGUUAAAAUAAAGGUUAACUUUAACACACCUAGCGAGGUGGAUUAACUCACUAAUCGAGGGAAAACUUUCCCCAAACAAAACAAAAUGGCCGACUUAUUACUUGGCGGAUUAGGCUUAAUGCCGGCCCCAAGAAGGAAAGAAAGGACAUUUAGGCUACCAGACGACUUUUCCCUGUCCAAUUUUACUGAUGAAGAAUUGAGUAGUCGAUAUCGUUUUGGCCGAGAGUCCAUAGAAUUUUUAUCUGAGCUCCUUUGCGACGAUCUUGAAAGAGAUACAUCCCGAAACUAUGCUUUGUCGACAACUGUGCAAGUCCUUGUAGCGUUGCGCUUUUUCGCCUCCGGAAGCUUUCUUCAAGUUAUUGGAGAUACUCUGGGCCUGUCAAAGUCAUCCGUGUCCCGUAUAAUCGGUCAAGUUUCGCUUGCCUCACAGAAACAAAGAAACUUCAUCAAGUGGCCAUCGACCGAAGAGGAGAUACUUCAAAAUAAACGCGGUUUUUUUACCAAGGGGGGAUUUCCUGGGGUGAUUGGCUGUGUUGACGGCACUCACAUCAAGAUUCAGGCACCACAUGAAAACGAAAACGAUUUUGUCAAUCGUAAAGGGUUCCAUUCCAUAAAUGUGCAAGCAAUUUGCAAUCACAAAGGCAUGUUUACCAACAUUGUAGCACGAUGGCCAGGCAGCACCCAUGACAGCUUCAUAUUUAGGGAUUCAAGAAUUGGCCAACAACUUAAUAUCCAACACACCAGUCCCUGGAAGAUGGUUUACUGUUGGGUGACAGUGGUUACCCUUGCAAGCCGUACCUGA
This is a messenger RNA of Pocillopora verrucosa, 804 nucleotides long. Its product is annotated as putative nuclease HARBI1. The record is from RefSeq and is a predicted model, not a curated record. Lineage: Eukaryota; Metazoa; Cnidaria; Anthozoa; Scleractinia; Pocilloporidae.